AUGGCUUCGGAGAAGAAACGCGUGCUGAUUCCCGGUGGUGCUGGGUACAUUGGCAGCCAUGUUGCGCUGACUGUGCUGAACACGCACAAGUUCAAGGUUACGAUCUUUGACAACUUCCACAACUCCAAGAAGGAAGCGGUGCGUCGCGUGGAGCAGCUCGCGCGUGAGGCGCUCCCUGCGGAUGCCAGCGAGCAGGACAAGAAGGACUGCGAGAUUGAGCUGAUUGAGGGUGACCUGCGCGAUGCCGCGGCGCUCGACAAGGUCUUUGCCGAGCACACCGGCGCCGAGAAGAUCUACGCGGUGAUCCUCAUCGGCGCGCUCAAGGCGGUGGGCGAGUCGGGCGAAAUUCCGAUCGACUACUACAACGUGAAUGUCGCGGGUACGCUCAACCUCAUGUCGGCGAUGGACAAGUACGACUGCAAGCGUCUUGUCUACUCCUCGUCGGCGACCGUGUACGGCGCGCCGGAGACGAUUCCCAUCCCGGAGUCGACGCCGAUGAACCCCCACAGCCCCUACGGCCACACGAAGCAGGUGUGCGAGAUGAUCAUCCGUGAUGUGUGCAAGGCGCACCCCGAGUGGCGCGCCAUUACGCUGCGCUACUUCAACCCUGCUGGCGCGCACCCUUCGGGCUACAUUGGCGAGGACCCCCGCGGAAAGCCGGGCAACCUCCUGCCCCUGCUCGCGCAGAUGGCCGUCGGCAAGUACCGCGAGGGCGGUCUCAAGGUGUUUGGUAACGACUACCCCACCCCCGACGGCACCUGUGUGCGUGACUACAUCCACAUUCUCGACCUCGCCGAGGGCCACCUCAACGCGAUGGUCGCGCUGGACGACGACUCGAAGUUUGUGAACGUCGACGAGGACGGCAAGUACCGCGCCUUCAACCUCGGUAAGGGUGUCGGUAUGAGCGUGCUCAACAUGGUCGAGGCCAUGCGCAAGGUGACCGGCUACGAGUUCCCGUUCACGAUCGUCGGCCGCCGCGCGGGCGACGUGCCCGACCUCACGGCAGACCCCACGCUCGCCGAGAAGGAGCUCGGCUUCAAGGCCUCGCGCUCGCUCGACGACAUGUCGCGCGACCUCUGGAACUGGCAGAAGAAGAACCCCAACGGUUACGACUCGUAG
Malassezia japonica is the source of this 1119-nucleotide messenger RNA. RefSeq lists its product as uncharacterized. Gene Ontology annotation, biological process: beta-D-galactose catabolic process via UDP-galactose, Leloir pathway. Gene Ontology annotation, cellular component: cytosol. The record is from RefSeq and is a predicted model, not a curated record. The transcript has 4 exons. The coding region runs from base 1 to 1119 and encodes 372 amino acids. Gene Ontology annotation, molecular function: UDP-glucose 4-epimerase activity. NCBI's taxonomy places the organism in Eukaryota, Fungi, Basidiomycota, Malasseziomycetes, Malasseziales, Malasseziaceae.